Mercenaria mercenaria is the source of this 1251-nucleotide messenger RNA. Its product is annotated as ankyrin-1-like. The transcript has a single exon. Bases 1 to 1251 code for a protein of 416 amino acids. NCBI's taxonomy places the organism in Eukaryota, Metazoa, Mollusca, Bivalvia, Venerida, Veneridae. Gene Ontology annotation, molecular function: protein binding. The record is from RefSeq and is a predicted model, not a curated record.
AUGUUCUCAAAACCAGUUGAUGCGUUGCCUCAAAAGUGUUUUGAUAGGAACUGUGAUAUUGAUUUAAGAGAAGAACUUGCAGUGUACUUGUCGUCACUUGGACUUCUCUACGACAGUUCUCUACUUCUUAAAGAAGUUUUCAAACAGAAUUUACAUCAAUGUAUAAACACAACAGAAUUCUUGCAAUCAACAUUACUGAUAGCAUCGCAUGAAGGAUUAAAAGAUGUCAUUGAAAUGUUGUUACAGCGCGGCGCUACCGUAAAUGAAGACGCGAUUUAUUUUGCAGCUGCAAAGGGGCACAAUGGAAGUCUUGAAUAUUUGCUUAAAAAUUAUACUGGAAAUUGUAUAGAUUAUCCUAACAGUAUAAACAAAAACAGUCCACUUAUUGCAGCAUCCAAAUGUGGCGCUGUUGAAUGUAUGCAGUGCUUACUUCGUCAUGGUGCCAGUAUCAACUACAGAAAUAAAAACGGUUGGUCAGCACUGGAUAAAGCCGUCCUUUGUCGACAGCCAGAUUCGUGUAAAAUACUUCUAGAAAAUAAAGCUCGUGUCAAUUGCAAGGCAGGGAAGUUUAAGCGAACACCACUGCACAUGAAUGCUGAUGUCGGAGACGAAAAUAUAACAAAGCUAUUACUACAGUAUGGAGCAUCAAUAAAGGUGAAAGAUUACAGAGGCCAUUAUCCAAUAAAUUGCGCAGCUUACAGUGGAGAAAAUAAAAUUGUGGACAUUUUACUGAAAGCAGAUGAAACUAAAGUGACACUAAAGAAUUGCGUAUCCUAUGGUAAAACGUCUGUCAUCAAGGGCGCCAGCCUGUAUCAUCUUGCCGUCUUAAAAAAGAAUGUUGAUUUAAUAGACAUAAUGAUACAAAAUAAACUGUGUCCAAACAUUCGUGAUGCCUAUGGAAGAACACCAAUUUAUCUAGCCGUAUAUGGACGGGGAGAUAAGAAUGAGAAUGCCGAGAGAUAUAUGAAGCAGAGGGCAGAACUGGAAAGAGAGCUGCAAAUUAAACUAAUAAAGAAGCUUUCUGGACAUUCAGAUGUCCAAACUUCCGAGAAAGAUGGAUACACCCCUUUAGAUGCUGCGGUUCACAAGGGUCAGAUAGAAAUUGUCAAAUUGUUAGGCCCGCUUGCAGACGUAAAUGCGCAAGAUAAAUACGGAAAAACUCCGCUGCAUACAGUUUGUGACCAGAUGAACCUGGAUAUAUUCAAGAUCCUUGUAGAAGAUUUAAGAGCCGAUUACUGCAUGCGUACAUAA